AUGUCGGGCUUUUGCAUUGAUGAGCUGGAUGAUAAUUUUCCAGACGAGUUUCAUGAGAACGAUGAUGGUAUAGUGCCUGAUUCAACGUAUGAGGAUGAUGGUCAGUUUUCAGUUCUAAUUAGUAGCAGGAAGAAACGAAGACAUGGAGAUAUGGGGAGCGGAACAAACCAUUUAAAGAGUAAUACUUUUAUCAAGAGGGAGGGCGAUAUGUUGGGAAGAAAUCCUUGGCCUGAGAAAGAUAGUGGUGGCUCUCAGGUUUCUCGUGAUGCGGGAUCAGGCAAAGAUGUUCAGAGUACGACACUGGAGGAUACAAAGAUUGCAAAUCAUGGUUUUAACAGUGGCCAAGUAGGUGUAGCUGAGAAUUUCUGUACUGAGGAUCCCAUGUUGUGUGACAGUUCAGCUGCAACACAUGAUGGCGUGUAUAAUUAUUCCGUCAACAACAAUCCAAAUGCUGAAAAUAAUCUGAGUUUUUUGAAUAAUGGAGAUAAAGAAAGCAAUGAUCUCUUCUAUGGCUGGGGUGACAUGGGAAACUUUGAGGAUGUUGACAAUAUGCUUAGGAGUUGCGAUUCAACUUUCGGCUUGGAUAGUCUUAAUAAUGAAGAUGACAUGUCGUGGUUCUCUUCUGCUCAGCCAAAUGAGGAUACAGAAGCGGCGAUGACAGAUGAUAUAAAACCAGAUAUACUGUUGGAAAAUCAGAGAAUCGCUAUGUUGCAGGUUGAAGACUUUUUGAACAACAGUGAGUCCGACCUUGCUGUUGAAGAUGAAUAUGGAUCUACCAUUGUGGGUGGUUCAGCUCAGGAAAAAUCGGUAGCAAAUGUAUCUGAUACAAGUUCGCAAAAGACGGAUAUACUGAUGCUGGAUCAAGAGGCUAAUCUUGAAAAGAAGAAGACUGAUAAUUUUCAUCAUCUGGAUGGGAAAAGUGAUGGGUCUUCGCAGAACAGUUUUACUUUACAAAAUAGUGGAAUUUCCAUGGAAGUAAUGGAUACAAACCAGUAUUUUCCUCCCUCCACAUUCCAACAGCCAGGUGUUCCAUACUCACAUUUCAACUUUGAGCAACCUUCAGCACAAGUAUCAGCAAGUGAAACUAAAUCUGCUAUGACAUCUGAGAACAAACCCAAUCCUUCCUCUGCUUCAAAUGAGUCAUACACAUCAAGUCAGGCACAAUCUGUCGAGAGCUUCCAAGGUCAAACCGUUGAUGAUCGGUGUAGGAAGGGACUUGAAACGAGAGUUAACCUGCAGCCCGGAAAAGAUAUGCCUCCUUCUUUUGCCACAAGUACCAAGAAGAGUAGCAAGACAAACCCUAUGUUGUUUCCUGAUGCUGCUCCUUUCCAAAAGACCGGGCUUGAGAAUGAGCACAUAAAAGCUGCAGCUGAAAUGGAAACAUCAAACAUGCAGGAAAGUUCUUGUGUAAGCUCUGUUGUGGAUGACAUUUCACUUGAAGCAACAAGUUUUCGACAGCUUCAACAAGUUAUAGAACAGUUGGAUGUUAGGACAAAGCUUUGCAUAAGAGACAGCUUGUACCGAUUGGCAAAAAGCGCGGAGCAGAGACAUAACUAUAUGAAUCCAAAUGGUGGAAACAGACAGGAGAAAGGUGCAGGCUCGCAACUCGAGACUGAUGGAACAGAAAAGUACGUUGGAUUCAUGGAUAUAGAAACUGAUACAAACCCGAUAGACCGGUCCAUAGCUCAUUUACUGUUUCACAGGCCCUCAGACUCAUCUCUUUCAUCAGAUAACGAUGUUCUCUCUUAUAAAUCUCAUCCGAUGAUUCCUCAACCCAAUAGUAGUCCGAGCCUGAGGAUAGAGAAACAAGAGGAAACUCCAGAACCCAGAACCGAAACAGAAGGUGUAAACAAGUGA
This is a messenger RNA of Microthlaspi erraticum, 1857 nucleotides long. The record is from the annotation of a GenBank genome assembly. Lineage: Eukaryota; Viridiplantae; Streptophyta; Magnoliopsida; Brassicales; Brassicaceae.